GACAAAAACAGCUCUUCCACUUCUCGCCUUUCAUUGCUCAUAUGCUCUCCGCCUCGAGCUCAUGCUGUUACCGGAUAUCUAGUCCGCAGCAGAGUCGUUUCGCCACUUUUCGCUUGGUUUUUAAAAACAAAAAAACAAAUUUCGCUGCGUCUGGAAUAACCUGUCAUGCUUUAAUACCUGUUUGCUUUAAGUAGGAAAACAAUCUCUCAGUUCUGAGGGUUUGUUAUUGCAAGGGAAGUACUUUAUAUCGGUUAGUGGCAUGAGACUUAGCGGCUCGUUUCUUUUUUCUUAUAAGGGAGCGGUGGCAGCCUGUCCGGGUUACACCACCAAGAGGCCAGCGGCGACAUCACUCGCUAGAAGACUGUAAAUCAUCCGGGAAGGAAGGCGGCUGUAGCGGGGGAAACCCAGGGAGGCCACCAGAUUUUUUGCCAUGGCGAGCGACGGCUGUAGCAAGGAGGACCUGCUGGAGGACGGCCGCACGGACUCGGGCAUUGAGUCUUACAGCUCCAUACUGAAGUCGGAAGAGCCACAGGAGCCAAGCGGUGACUUCAGCGGGCCGAGGGACAAGUUUUCCACCGGAGAGGAGCGCCUGGACUCAGCCUACACGUCCUCGUCCAUCACGGUAGAAAGUCUGUCGGAGAUCGUAGAGGGUUGCAGUCUCUCCAGCUCCAAACAUGAGCAAGUACAGAUCUCUGAACUGUCUGAACAAGAGAACUUGCUCACAACUAUUACAGAAGAUGGAGACACAAUCCUGCACUUAGCAAUCAUCCAUGAGGAUAUAUUCAGCUCCCAAGAAUUGAUACACCUGUUCCCACAAGAAGUCCUCGACAUCCAGAACAAUUUAUAUCAGAGUCCACUGCACCUGGCCACCUACCUGAAUUUGACAGGUGUGGUGAAGGCCCUGAUAGAGAAGGGGGCCAGCCUGGAGCUACAGGACCAGGACGGGAACACAGCGCUGCACGUGGCCUGCCAACACGGGAAAACAGAGUGCGUGACAGAAAUGAUCCAAGACCAGUCUCUGCGCCUGCUGGCGCCAGUCCUUCAGACCCAGAACUGGAGAGGUCUCGCCUGUCUUCACUUGGCAGCAUUGAACAGGGAACAUAAAAUUAUGAAGCUCCUGAUGAAAAAGGGAGCAGAUCCAAAUAUCCAGGAAGGAACCGCGGGCAAAACAGCUCUUCACCUCGCCGUUGAGCUGCAUGACAUCACAUCGGUGAACCUGCUGCUUAACAGUGGGGCCAACGUGGACGCUUCCAUGUUUAACGGCUGCACGCCGCUGCACCUCGCUGUGGGCAGACAAGACGCGCAAAUCGCCGACCUCCUCUGCCACUUCGGCGCUGACAAGAUGCUGCGAAACAUGGAAGACGAGACGGCGCUGGACCUGGCCGACGGAAAUGAUGAUAUUCUGGCGCUGUUUCCAUUUGAUGACAUCCAAAUAUCUGGAAGGUCGGUGGUCAGUGUGACGUUCUGAACAAACUCUCAGCCCAAAUAAUGGAAUAUAAAUGCAGUUGGACCCUUCAAAUUUAAGUAAUAAAAGUUAUUUUUUAAACUAAAUUGUUCAUUAAAUAGUGGCUUUAUAUGUAGUUGACUCUAAUAUCUAGUGAGAAAUGUGCAUCAUAUUAAUCUGCUCUUUUUAUGGGAAACAGAGCAAUUCUGCUUAAACUGAAUGCUGAUUUACAAAAACAGGAUCAGGAUGUUGUCAGUUUCAAAAUGUACCCCAAUGCAAGUGCCAAACUAUCAACCUAACUGUCCCAAAAAUGCUACCUCUUCUACAAAUGGAAAUUGUUUUAGCUUCAUUUAUCUUAAAGCAAAUCUGUGCAUUUCUGAAAGCAUGGCCUUUCUUGUUUUGCGUAGAGAAUGCAACCGUAAGCAAUAUUUUGGUUUCCUUUAAAUUGAAAAAUGUACCUUUUUUGCAAUUAAUUGCAUCCCUGCUUAUUACAGCAAACUGAUAGCCGGUAUGGAAAAUGUAAUAUAUUAAAGAUAAAAUGCAGCUUAAUGUUUCUUUUUUUAAGGUUUGCUGCUUUGUGAUGUAGAACAAUUUAUCUAUUUAUCACUUCUUGUACUCUUCAUCUGCAGAAAACAGCAUAUUUUCCUUUGCAUGUAAUUACACUGGCCUCUCUUGCUGAAAUGAGCAAUUCAUUUAUUUUGUAAUAAAAGUUAAAACAUU
Messenger RNA from Girardinichthys multiradiatus, 2164 nucleotides. It is a transcript of the gene nfkbie, whose product is annotated as nuclear factor of kappa light polypeptide gene enhancer in B-cells inhibitor, epsilon. The coding region runs from base 431 to 1468 and encodes 345 amino acids. The record is from RefSeq and is a predicted model, not a curated record. NCBI's taxonomy places the organism in Eukaryota, Metazoa, Chordata, Actinopteri, Cyprinodontiformes, Goodeidae. The transcript is spliced from 6 exons. Gene Ontology annotation, molecular function: protein binding.